Messenger RNA from Rotaria sp. Silwood1, 363 nucleotides. The record is from the annotation of a GenBank genome assembly. NCBI's taxonomy places the organism in Eukaryota, Metazoa, Rotifera, Eurotatoria, Philodinida, Philodinidae.
AUGAUAAUGAUUAACAAAACAUUAUCAGUAUGUUCAGUUAAUUUAAUCGAAAUGGGUACAUGUUAUGGCAAACGUUCCGCUUGCUAUGAUUUAAAUCAAUCACGUCGUACAAUAACAAAAACAGAAAUAUAUGAAUUGAAACCACCUGAAACACCAGCAACGUUACGUCGCUUUAGUAGUUUACGACAUAGUGUUAAAACAUUUUCAUCUAUGGCACAUCAUCGACGAAGUUUACGAUAUAAACCAAUAACAAUUGUUAUGAGUCCGAAUAAACAUACAACUAUUGGUGGUGGUCAUCGUAGUACAAGAAAAAAACAUUGGUGUAUUAUACAUUAUAAUGAAACAAAAGAGGCACUUGUAUAA